Prunus persica (peach) is the source of this 396-nucleotide messenger RNA. RefSeq lists its product as uncharacterized. The transcript is spliced from 2 exons. Lineage: Eukaryota; Viridiplantae; Streptophyta; Magnoliopsida; Rosales; Rosaceae. The coding region runs from base 1 to 396 and encodes 131 amino acids. The record is from RefSeq and is a predicted model, not a curated record.
AUGAGUGUUGUGAUGCGCAUCUUGAGAUAUCUGAAAGUAACUUCUGAAAAGGGGUUAAUGUUUUGCAAGUAUGGUUAUACAGAUGUGGAAGGGUAUACGGAUGCUGAUUGGGCUGGUUCAGUCAUUGAUAGACGCUUUACGUUUGGGUAUUUCACAUUUGUUGGUGGUAAUCUUGUUACUUGGAGGAGUAAAAAGCAAAAAGUGGUGUCUAGGUCUAGUGCCGAGGCCGAGUACCGUGGGAUGGCUCAAGAGAAGUUAGAUGCAGAAAUUAUGUCUUUUCCGCUUAUAUCAUUCGAGUAUCAACUGGCAAAUGUUCUUACGAGAGCUGUGUCUACUACGGUCUUUCUCAACUCGCUUGACAAGUUAGGCAUGCGUGACAUCUUUGCCCCAACUUAA